AGAGCGCUCGCCGAGGCGGCUUUCGACCGCUCCCCCACCACCCUCUUCCCAGCAUUCCAAGCGGCGGAUAUCGAAAAGAGAUUGUCUCCAGGUCGGUGUUGGGCUGGCUGGGGCGUGUAGUUUUUUUUCCUACGACGCUUUCCCUGGAAAGGGAAAUACUUCGCUCCUUAAUGUCGAGCUGUCCGUGCUUUUUUCCUGUCCAGCCUGCGUGAGGGUCCCGUCAGCUCCGUUCCCCAAGGAGCGCGGCUCUCUUUAUUGGCCGGAAUUCGUUUUCUUCACCCGCGCUAAGUAGCGCUUUGUCCGACACGGAGCGUUUGUCGAGCAAAGCAUUUUGGGACUCGGAGUUUUCUUCGCGGGCUGCCCUCUGGGCAUUGUAGUCCCGCGGGAGUUUUGACCGGGCGCUGGGUGCAAGUUGGAAAGCAUAUCCGGGCUCUUCUGAAUGUGGGCGAGGGUUGUUUGAUCGCGUUGCUUAGCAACGGCCGUCCCCACCUUAAACGACUGCGGAAGUCAGCGAGGGAAGACAAAGGAAAGAGGCUGAAGGUGGGAGGAGAGGCGGUGGAAAAAGUAAAUGAAUAUUCAGGAUGGCACCUAUUUUGGAAUGGAAGAAAAUUAUGAGAGUAGAUCCUGAUGCUUUGCCUCGUCAGGAGGAACUAGCAGAUAAUUUGCUUGAGACUGUGGCCAAGGUUGAUGGUAAUGGUUUGAAAGAUGAGACUCCUGCACAUUUAAUUCAACUUUUUAAAAUUUCUCAAUCACUAAUGAAGAUGAAAAACCAAGAAGUAGAACUGGCUCUAGAAGAAGUUGAGAAAGCUGGAGAAGAGCAAGCUAAAUUUGAAAAUCAAUUAAAAACUAAGGUGAUGAAGCUAGAAAAAGAACUAGAGAUAGCACAGCGAUCCACUGGAAGCCGUGAUACUCGAUUUCUGCGCGAUGAAAUUCGCCAAUUGGAAAAACAGUUGUCACAAAAAGAUAGAGAAUUAGCGGACAUGGAAAAGGACCUAGACAAAGAGAAGAAAGUUAAUGAACAGCUUACUCUUCGAAAUGAAGAAACGGAAAAUGAAAACAGCAAAUUAAGAAGAGAGAAUGAGCAGCUUCAUCAGGAUGUUAUUGACUAUCAGAGACAAUUAGAAUCACAAAAGGAAACAUUUCUCUCAAGAAGAGGAGAAGACUCAGAUUACAGGUCACAGUUAUCAAAAAAGAAUUUUGAGCUUGUUCAAUACCUAGAUGAAAUUCAGAAUUUGACAGAAGCUAAUGAAAAGUUAGAAGCACAAAACCAGGAAAUGAGGAAGAAUUUAGAAGAAUCUGUGCAAGAAAUGGAGAAUAUGACAGAUGAAUACAAUAAAAUGAAAUUUAUGGUGCAACAGUCUGAUAUUGCCAUGGACCAGCUAAGAAAGGAAAAAGAGCAAUAUAGACUACAGGUGCAUGAGCUGACAGACCAACUUAAAGCAAAGAAUGAAGAAGAUGACCCACUUAUGGCAGCUGUAAAUGAAAAAGUGGAGGAGUGGAAGAGAAUUUUGGCUUCCAAAGAUGAUGAAAUAAUUGAAUAUCAGGAAAUGUUGUUGACUCUGAAAGAGAAGCUGAAAAUGGCCCAGAUGGAUGCUGACAAGAGCAAUGUUCUUGCCCUCCAGCAGACAAUAUCUGAACUCUGUGUUGGUGUGCAAGAAAGAGACAGUCAGAUCAAAUUGCUCACUGAACAGAUUGAACAAUAUACAAAGGAGAUGGAGAAAAAUGUAUUGAUCAUUGAGGAUAUGAAAAGAGAACUCCAGAAAGAUAAAAGCAGGCUAUCAAUUACUCAACAGGAUCGUAUUGGGGAAAUGCAAGGAAAGUUACAGAUGCUAGAAGAGAAAAUCAAGGAUAGUGAAAGGACAGCAGAACUUGCAGAAGCAGAUGCAAGAGAAAAGGACAAAGAACUUAUUGAAACUCUGAAGCGAGUGAAAGAUUAUGAAACUGGAAUAUAUGGCCUGGAAGAUGCUGUUGCUGAAAUAAAAGGUUUAAAAAAGCAACUCAAAAUAAGAAAUAAUGAAAUUGAAACAUUAAUUAAAGAAGUUAAUAAACUUGAAUUUAAAAUCAAUGAUCUUCUUGAUGAAAAUGAAGAUCUUCGGGAACAGCUAGGGCUUGAUCCAAAAACAAUGAUUGAUUUAACUGAACUGAAAAAUAGCAAAGCAUUAAAACAACAACAAUACAAGGCUGAAAAUCAGGUCCUGCUGAAAGAGAUUGAAAGAUUAGAAGAAGAAAGAGUUACCCUGAAACAACAAAUCCGUAAACUGGCUCAGGAGAAAGGAAGAAGAGCUGCAACUUUAGGACUAGAUGCAGAUGAUCUACAGCUGAUUGAUACUUUUACUGAAGAUUUAAAGAUGAAAAGAGAGAGAUCUGAGUUAAUGAGUACAUCUAACUUUGAUAAACUUAAAACAAAGAAUGAGCAGAUAUUAAGAGAUUUGUUCGCCAAGAACACACUGAAUAAAAAUACAGAGCUAGAGCUUGAAAGAUGCAGGAGCCAGAAAUCUGAGAAUGACUACCUUGCCAAAGAAUUAAAUGAACGAGAAAAAGAUUUGGAACAAAACAGGAUUAUAAUAAUGAAAUUGAAAUCCAAUUUGAAAGAGUUGGUACAAGAAAACAAGCACCUUCAACAAGGAAUGAAAGAAAUUUUACAAGCGAUAAAGGAUCUGCAAAAGGAUCCAGGUGUAAAAGAUGGAGAAAUUGCUCUUAUGAUUCCUAGUCUGGAGCGGUUAGUAAAUGCAAUUGAAUUAAAGAAUGCAGACGGAGCUUUUGAUGCCAGCUUGCAUUUGAAGGCCCAAGUGGACCAACUGACAGGCCGAAAUGAAGAAUUGCGUAAAGAAUUGAGAGAAUCUCGGAAAGAAGCAGUAAACUUUUCUAACCAGCUAGCUAAAGCAAGUACAAAAAUUGCAAAUCUAGAAAAUGAAAUUGAUAUGCUGAAAAAAUCAGAAGGUGGCAACAUAGUAUUUAAAUCACCAAAUCUUCCAGAAGGAAUGUCUCCUUCCAGUGUGAACAUAAUUAAUUCCCAGAAUGAAUAUUUAAUACAUCUUUUUCAGGAAUUUGAAAACAAAGAACAGCUCUUCAAAAAAUUAGAAGAGGCAAUAGAAGAAUAUAAGAGAAAAUUUGCAGUUAUCCGCCAUCAACAAGGCUUGCUGUAUAAAGAAUAUCAAAGUGAAAGGGAACACUGGAAAGUUGCUAAUGAGAAAAUACUACAAGAAAAGAAAAGAUUGGAGUAUCAAAAGGAAGAAGAUGAUAUAAAAAUAAAGGAAUAUACUGAUUUAUUAGAUGUGCUUGAAAAGGAUACUGAUGAUACAAAACAACGAUUUGCAGAUUAUAGUAGAAAAAUAACUGUUUUGAGAGUCAAUGAAAGAUCAAUAACAAGACAAUACACAACAUUACUUGAAAUGGAAAGACAUCUUCGCAAAGAAAAUGAGCAAUUGAAGACUGAUAUGAUAUCAAUGGAGGUGACAGUUCGAGAGAAGAUUGGAUCUUUGCAAAGGUUUAAAGAAAUGGCAACUUUCAAGAUAGCAGCAUUGCAAAAAGCAUUGGAUGAUAGUGUACCUCUAAAUGACCUUGAAAUGGCUAAUAAACAAUAUAAUGAGUUAACUGCUAAAUACAGGGAUAUGCUUCAAAAAGAUAACUUGCUUAUUCAAAGAACAAACAAUGUGGAACACCUAGAGCAUGAGAACACAUCUCUGAAAAAUCAGAUAGAAUUUUUAAAUAAGGAACUAGAAAUUACAAAAGAGAAACUUCAUACAAUUGAACAAGCCUGGGAACAAACAGCAACACUUGGAGACAGAACUACAGACAAAGCUACAAAGGCCAUAACCAACAGUGAGAUUGUUUCUAUUUCUAAGAAAAUUACUAUGCUUGAAAUGAAGGAACUAAAUGAACGACAGAGAGCAGAGCAUUGUCAGAGAAUGUAUGAACACCUACGAAAUACAUUAAAACAAGCAGAAGAACGUAACUUUGAACUGGAAACAAAAUUUGCUGAGCUUACAAAAAUCAACCUUGAAGCACAGAAGGUAGAACAGUCAUUGCGAGAUGAACUAUCAAACAGUGUGAGUAAAGGAAUAAGUGAGGUGGAUAAACGUCGAAUAAUGGAGCUAGAGAAAAGUGAAACUGAACUCAAGAUUGAGAUAUCAAAGUUAAAGGAACUUUCUGAUAUUGCUAAGACACAAGUUACUGCAUUGGAGAAUCGGCAACAAUCGAGAGAUAAAGAAGUGGAAUCGCUCAGAAUGCAGAUUUUGGACUAUCAGGUACAAUCAGAUGAAAAAACACUUAUUGCAAAAUUACAUCAGCAUAUUGUGGCCCUUCAGGUUAGUGAGGCUACAGCUAUAACUAAGUUGGCAGCUGCAACAUCAAAACUUCAGAAGACAGAGAUCACUAACAUGCGCUUAGAGCAAAAAUUGGAUGACAAGGAGCAGGCAUUAUAUUAUGCCAGACUUGAAGGGAAGAAUAGAGUCAAACAUUUACGCCAAACUGUUCAGUCAUUACGGAGGCAAUUUAGUGGUGCUUUGCCCCUAGCUCAACAGGAGAAGUUUUCUAAGACUAUGAUUCAACUCCAGAAUGACAAACUUAAAACUAUGGAAGAUAUCCAGCAAGCUCAGCAAGAACGUCGAAAUGCAGAGAACAGAGCAGUGGAGUUGGAGAUGAAAUUAAAAGGAAUAGAAGAACUAGUAGCCACUUUAAAAGACGCAAGAGGAGCACAAAAGGUAAUUGAGUGGCAUGUGAAAAUUGAAGAACUUCGCCUCCAAGAACUUAAACUAAAUCGUGAAUUAUCCAGGAAAAAUGAGGAGAUUAAAUAUUUAAAAAAUAUACUCUCUGAAUAUGAACAGACAAUCAAUCAUUUGGAAGAAGAAAUUGUUCAGCAGGGCCAGUUCCAUGAGGAGCGACAGAUGGCCUGGGAUAAAAGAGAAGUAGAAUUAGAACGUCAGCUGGAUAUAUAUGACAGUCAGAAACAGGACAUAUUAAGUACAGCUCAGAAGUUUAAUGAAGCUGCAGGUACUGUACCAGAUCCUAGCUUGCCUCUUCCACAUCAGCUUGAGCAAGCUCUUAAAACAGUUAGAGAACAAAGUCGAACAAUUCUGGAAAUGCAAGCCACCUGCAAAUCUGUAGAAGAGAAAUUAAAAGAAAAAGAAGCCGCUUUGUGGAAAGCGGAGCAAAACAUCUUGUCACGAGAUAAAGUCAUAAAUGAACUAAGACUACAAUUGCCAGCAUCAUCUGAGAGAGAGAAAUUGGUAGCACAGCUAGAUCAAAUUGAUGAUAAUACCCAACCCUACGCUCUGAAAAUUGCACACCAGACCAUUGCAAAUAUGCAAGCUAGAUUAAAUCAGAAAGAAGAAAUUCUGAAAAAGUACCAGCAUCUUUUGGCCAAAGCACGAGAGGAACAAGAAGAAAUUGCAAAGAAACAUGAAGAGGACCUCAGAAUUCUGCAUCAGAAAUUAGAUGUACAUGUUGACAGUUCCUUUAAUAAAUUCAAGCAAACAGCUUUAGAGUUGAUUCAAAAGCCUUCUUUAGCUGUUCCGGCAAGUAAACAUUUAAUUCGUCUGGCAGAACUGGAACAAACUAUAGCAGAACAGGACAGCUCCCUUAAUUCCCUUCUCAGCAAAUUAAAGAAAACAUCAUCUGACUUACAGAAGCAAAAGCAGAUAACCGCAGUAAAAAUCAAUGAGUUUGAUAACAUCAGGGCCCAGCUUGAGGAGAAGCAUCAAUGUAGAGUUAAAAAACUGCAAGAUGAAAUAGAAGAAUUAAGGAGUUUAUUGUCAAAAUUGGGAAAAGAACUACUGAAUAUAAAAAGUGAGUUGGAGAUACAAAGACAAGCAAAUAACAGGUCUCCAACAGCUACAAUGAAGAAUCUAGUGGAACGACUAAAGAAUCAACUAGCUUUAAAAGAGAAGCAACAAAAAGCUUUGAGCAAGGCACUUCUGGAACUCCGAGCAGAAAUGACAGCAGCUGCAGAGCAACAGAUAAUUUCUGUAGCAUCACAAAAAGAGGCACAUAUGAAUGUUCAGCAAAUUGUUGACAAGCACACAAAGGAAUUGAAGAGUCAGAUUGAAGAUUUGAAUGACCAACUGUUGAAACUUAAAGAUGCUCUUAAAUUAAGCAAAAACAAAGAGAAUUCUCUGUUAGAUGAUAUGGAUGAUUUAAAUCAACAACUUCAGAAAAAAAUGAAAGCCUACACUAAAGUUCUAAGGGAGAAAGAUGAUAUGGAAAAAGAGAAUGAAGAACUGAAAAAGCAGAAUAAAAAAUUAACCAGUUCAAUUCAGGGCAAGGCUGAUGAGCAAACUCUAAUAGAUGAACUUCAAAGAAAAAUAAAAAGAAUGGAAACAGAGUUUGGAAAGAAGAAUGAUGAAUCAGAAAAAAAGAAUCCAAGAGAAGACAAGGUGUUGAAAAGCCCAAGGGAAGAAUUAAUUAAAUGGGAAGAAUGUAAAAAAUGGCAGACCAAAGCUGAUGGGAUGAGAAACAAGCUGAAAGAAAAAGAAAAGGAGAUAGAAUCCUUAAGCAAACAGCUUAACACAAUAAAGGAACUUUUUUCCAAAGCUGAAAAAGAAAAAAAUACUUUGCAGAAGAAACUCAAAAGCUGCAGUGUCACUGUUGAUCAUGUUAUGGGAGUCAGAGCAUCUGAAUCAGAGCGAGAAUUAGAAGAGCUUCGUAAACAAAAUAUGGAUCUGGAGAAUGAGAUUGUUCACCUGAAAACACAAUAUGCUGUCCCUCGAGAUACUGUUGUAGAAGAUUUGCACUUAAAAAACAGAUAUCUACAAGAAAAACUACUAGUAUUAGAGAAACAGCUUCCCCGAGAUACUUGUUCAAGGCCAUCAACAUCAGGGAUAGGAUCAGAUGAUCAACAUCAAAAAGAACAAGAGCUUCAAAAGGAGAAUCUAAUAUUGUCAUCUGAAAAUAUGGAGUUACGAUUCCAGUUAGAACAAGCCAAUAAGGACUUGCCAAGAUUAAAGAAUCAAGUAGCUGAUUUAAAAGAAAUGUGUGAACUCCUGAAGCGAGAAAAGGGAGAAGCUGAGCGGAAAUUAGGCAGUGUCAGAGGGGCUGGAAGAAGUGGGAAAACAAUUCCAGAAUUAGAGAAAACAAUUGGCUUGAUGAAAAAAGUUGUAGAGAGAGUCCAAAGAGAAAAUGAAGAGCUAAAAAGGGCCCCUGGAGUAGUCUCUAAUGAAAAAGUUGCCAAACUUGAGCAAGAAAAUGAGGACUUAAGGUCUGAAAUGGAAAAACUGAAACUUCACUUUGGAAGUGAAUUAAGUGCACGAUAUGAACUGAAGACUAAAGGCACAGAAAAAAUCAUUGCUGAAAAUGACAGAAUACGUAAAGAGUUGAAAAAGGAAAUAGAAAAUGCAGAAAAAUUGCGAAUGGCAAAGAAUAACCUUGAAAUAAUAAAUGAAAAACUGAAUGUGGAAUUGGAAGAGACAACAAAGAAAUUAAAUUUAGCAGAAAGCAGAAUCCCAAAACUUGAAGACACUGACACCAAGAAUUGGAAAUCCAUAGUUAUAACAAGGAUGUUUGAAAAUAAACUCAAAGAAAUGGAAUCUGAAAUUGCCAGAAAAAACCAAACAAUUAGUGAUCUUAAACAGAAAUUACAAAAGCCAACAUGGAGUGAAGAAGAUUAUCUUAAAGAACAAGCUGAGGUCCUCAAAAGUGUUCCUGAGGGUACCAGAACAGAGCAAGAAUAUGUCAGAGAAAAUCAGCUUCUCAGAUUAACUAUUGAUCAUUUGGAAAAGGAAAAAGGAGAACUAAUUUACUUGAUGGAAUCUUCUCAAAAUCAAAGAAAACUUAAAGGAGAUGACCUUGCAGCUGAGAAGACUGGAAACUACAGACUAGUGGGAGAAAUAACAGACCUCAAGACACAGCUUAAAUCUUCAGAUUUGGAACAGCAGCGACUUCAUGAAGAAAUCAGAAAGCUUAAAAACGAAUUGGACCACUUUGAUCCAGCCUUUUUUGAGGAAAUUGAAGAUUUAAAAUAUAACUAUAAUGAAGAAGUUAAAAAGAAUAUUGUCUUAGAAGAGAAAUUGAAAACACUUUCUGAAAAAUUUGGAGUUCAAGUAGACAUUCCAGGUAGAAUUUCUAUUGACUAAAUACUUGAAGAAACAUUUCCAAGAAACUUUCC
Messenger RNA from Ahaetulla prasina, 8101 nucleotides. It is a transcript of the gene CEP290, whose product is annotated as centrosomal protein 290. Gene Ontology annotation, biological process: camera-type eye development; kidney development. The record is from RefSeq and is a predicted model, not a curated record. Lineage: Eukaryota; Metazoa; Chordata; Lepidosauria; Squamata; Colubridae. The transcript is spliced from 55 exons. The coding region runs from base 582 to 8069 and encodes 2495 amino acids.